AUGGCUCCCAAGGUUCUAGUCGUGCUCACCAGCCAUGAUCGUAUUGACCGGCUCGACAAGCCCACGGGCUGGUUUCUGCCCGAGCUGGCCCACCCCUACGACGUCCUCAGCCCCAAGACGGAGAUCGUCGUCGCCUCGCCCAAGGGCGGCGUCGCCCCGCUCGACCCCGGCUCCGUGGAGAUGUUUGCCAACGACAGGUCGUCGGCCGACUUCCUCAAGAAGCACAAGGAUGUGUGGGAGAAGACGACGCCGCUGAAGCAGUUCCUCGGCCGGGCGUCCGAGUUUGCCGCCCUCUUCUACCCGGGCGGCCACGGCCCCAUGUACGACCUGGUCAACGACAAGGACUCGCUGCAGCUCAUCGAGGAGUUUUACAAGGCCGGCAAGCCCGUCGCCGCCGUGUGCCACGGGCCCAUUGUCUUUUACAAGGCCAAGAUUGACGGCAAGCCGCUCGUCGAGGGCCGCCGCGUCACCGGUUUCACCAACCGUGAGGAAAAGGACGUCAAGCUCGACGACGCCAUGCCGCUGCUGCUCGAGACGUCGCUGCUUGAAGUUGGCGCCGAUUUCCAGAUGGCGCCGUCGCCCUGGGGCGAGAUGAUUGUUGUCGAUGGCCAGAUCAUUACCGGCCAAAACCCUGCCUCGGCCAAGGGGGUCGGCGAGGCCAUUGCAAGGGCCAUUGGCGUCUGA
Messenger RNA from Hirsutella rhossiliensis, 684 nucleotides. RefSeq names its product DJ-1/PfpI family domain-containing protein. Gene Ontology annotation, molecular function: glyoxalase III activity. The record is from RefSeq and is a predicted model, not a curated record. NCBI's taxonomy places the organism in Eukaryota, Fungi, Ascomycota, Sordariomycetes, Hypocreales, Ophiocordycipitaceae. The transcript is spliced from 3 exons. Bases 1 to 684 code for a protein of 227 amino acids.